Paramisgurnus dabryanus is the source of this 376-nucleotide messenger RNA. Its product is annotated as keratin, type I cytoskeletal 50 kDa-like. Gene Ontology annotation, molecular function: structural molecule activity. Lineage: Eukaryota; Metazoa; Chordata; Actinopteri; Cypriniformes; Cobitidae. The record is from RefSeq and is a predicted model, not a curated record. Gene Ontology annotation, cellular component: cytoskeleton.
GAUGUCUUCUUACUCCAGCCGCACCUUCUCUCGCUCCUCUUUGUCUAGUAGUGGAGGUGUCCGUAUGUUGACGAUGGGUAGCGGAAGCGUGUAUGGUGGUGCUGGAGGAUCUGGGGUUCGUAUCUCCAGUGCUUCUGCUUCACGUUCCUUUGCUGCUGGUGGUGGAUCAGCUGGUGGCUUUAACCUGUCUGAUGCCGUGGAUGUGUCUGCAAACGACAAAGCCACCAUGCAAAACCUCAAUGACCGUCUGGCCACCUACCUGGAGACCGUGCGAUCUCUCGAGAAGGCUAAUACUGAUCUUGAGCUGAAGAUCCGCCAGUUCCUGGACACCAAGACUACACCUGGUGCUCGUGACUACAGUGCCUAUUAUGUUUGA